Molecule: messenger RNA, 2513 nt
Organism: Arachis ipaensis
Lineage: Eukaryota; Viridiplantae; Streptophyta; Magnoliopsida; Fabales; Fabaceae
Gene: ABCG25
Product: ATP-binding cassette family G25
Biological process (GO): transmembrane transport
Cellular component (GO): plasma membrane
Molecular function (GO): ATP hydrolysis activity; ATP binding; ABC-type transporter activity
Source: RefSeq, a predicted model, not a curated record
GUCUUCCUUCUUCCACUCACUAAUUCAUUCACUAUCAACUAACAACACUUGUUUCUUUUUAGUUUCCAUCUCUCCCUCAAAAACAUACAAUAACAAUGUCUACAACAACACAAAGGGCAGCGUUUGGUGGCGUAGAAACUCCAAAUGGAGACUCACCCAAACAACCCCCUCGAGAAUCCCGUGACAUCCCUCCUUUAAUGUCCCCUUCUUACCCAAUCACUCUCAAGUUCAUGGACGUGGGGUACCGGAUAAAGAUAGAGAACAAGCAAGCUAAAGGAAGGUGCAUUAAGAAACUUUUCGCAACUGAUCGCGAGUCACCAACACCGUCCGAUCCAACAAGAUCAACGGUGCUGCAAGAAAGAACAAUUCUAAACGGAGUAACAGGGAUAGCGUACCCGGGAGAGAUCCUAGCCAUCCUUGGUCCAUCAGGAAGCGGCAAAUCAACGCUCCUAAACGCGCUUGCAGGGAGACUCCAUGGUCACGGCCUCACCGGAACAAUUCUCGCAAACUCAUCCAAGCUCACCAAACCGAUUCUCCGCCGAACCGGAUUCGUUACGCAGGACGACGUGCUCUACCCGCACCUCACCGUCCGGGAAACCCUAGUCUUCUGCUCCAUGCUCCGCCUCCCUCGUUCGCUGCCGCGUGAGGCGAAGAUUGCGGCGGCGGAGUCGGCGAUUGCGGAGCUUGGACUAGGCAAGUGCGAGGACACCAUAAUCGGGAACAGCUUCAUCCGCGGUGUCUCCGGCGGGGAGAGGAAGCGCGUGAGCAUUGCGCAUGAGAUGCUUGUGGAUCCGAGCCUGCUGCUGCUGGACGAGCCGACGUCGGGGCUGGACUCCACGUCGGCGCACCGCCUCAUUUCGGUGCUCGGUUCGCUAGCGAAGAAGGGGAAGACGGUGGUUACGUCGGUGCACCAACCGUCGAGCCGCGUGUUCCAGAUGUUCGAUAAGGUUCUCGUGCUCUCCGAAGGGAAUUGCCUCUAUUUCGGUAAAGGAUGCGACGCCAUGCGGUACUUUGAGUCCGUUGGUUUUGUGCCAUCUUUUCCGAUGAACCCCGCCGAUUUCCUUCUCGAUCUCGCUAACGGUGUUAGCCAUGUUGAUGGUGUAAGUGAAAGAGAUAAGCCAAACAUAAGGCAGAACCUAAUUCAUUCAUACAACACAGCACUAGCUCCAAAGGUAAAAGCUUUAUGCAUGGACACUCCCAACAUUGUUAAUCCUACAAAGAACACACACCCAAUGGGAAGAAGCAGAUAUAGUGACAGGGUUAGCUUCUUAGAUUGGUUCAACCAAUUCAGCACACUCUUCCAAAGAAGCCUCAAAGAGAGAAAGCAUGAAUCUUUCAACACUCUGAGAGUGUUCCAAGUCAUUGCAGCUGCACUAUUAGCAGGCCUAAUGUGGUGGCACUCUGACUACAGAAAUGUUCAGGACAGGCUUGGCCUACUCUUCUUCAUUUCAAUCUUCUGGGGUGUAUUCCCAUCCUUCAACUCUGUUUUCGCCUUCCCCCAAGAGCGCGCCAUCUUCAUGAAAGAAAGGGCCUCUGGAAUGUACACAUUGUCAUCCUACUUCAUGUCUCGAAUCGUUGGCGAUCUUCCAAUGGAGCUUAUCCUGCCCACAAUUUUCCUCAUUGUGACAUAUUGGAUGGGAGGCCUAAAGCCUGAUCUGGUGGCAUUUCUAUUGACAUGGUUGGUCAUCCUUGGAUAUGUCCUUGUCUCGCAGGGUCUUGGACUCGCCUUAGGCGCCGCGAUAAUGGAUGCCAAACAAGCUUCAACUGUUGCAGCAGUGACAAUGCUAGCAUUUGUGCUAACAGGUGGAUACUAUGUCCAUAAGGUUCCAGCAUGUAUGGCUUGGAUCAAAUACAUAUCCACAACUUUUUACUGUUAUAGGCUUCUGACUAGGAUUCAGUAUGGUGAUGGAAGGAAAAUCUCAUACAUGUUGGGUUGCAAUCAUGGUGGUGGAGACAGGGCUAAUUGCAAGUUUCUUGAAGAGGAUGUGAUGGGCCAAAUUGGCACUGUGGGAAGCAUUGGUGUCUUGUUUCUCAUGUUUGUAGGGUACAGAUUAUUGGCCUACCUUGCAUUGAGGCGCAUCAAGAUUUAGGAAGAAGAAUCUACAAUUAUUGAAAUUCUCUCAUGAAGAAUUGCAUAGUGUUUUUCUCUCUUUCUUUUUUUUCCUAAGGAAAAUUAAACUAAAACCUUUUUAAUUAAUUAAUUAAUUAAUUAAUUAAUUAAAAGUUACAAAGAUGAUCAUGUUUUGAAGAGAAAAGGAUGGAUCAAUUGGUUGGAUAGUAGUGCAAUGCAACAGCCACAAAGUUUACAUUAGGCUAGCUAUUCACUAACUAGUUGAUUCGAACAAGUGUAAUUGAAUUGAUGAAAAUGAUGACAUAAUCUAAGCUGUAAAGUUAGAGAAAUUAGCAAAUCGAAUUAUUGAUUGAGGCAAAGAAACAAGAGUCAUUUGUAUAUUUUGGAUUUCAAGUUGAUCUCUUAUGUUUCAUUUGUGUACUAAGAAUGAAUAUUCAAGGAA